Molecule: messenger RNA, 1794 nt
Organism: Cicer arietinum (chickpea)
Lineage: Eukaryota; Viridiplantae; Streptophyta; Magnoliopsida; Fabales; Fabaceae
Source: RefSeq, a predicted model, not a curated record
AUUUUUAUGCUAUAUUAGAAGAAAACAGCCCACCUAAUUGUCUCGUGUCGCAUCGAGAUUGACCAUAAUAAACAGAAUAUUCAGAAGGAAUAAGCGUUGAUCGAAUAGAAGAAAGGGGUGAUCACAUAGAUCUGGUAAUCCGAUUCCGAUGGCUUCUACAGAGGGUUUGGUGCCCAUAACUAGGGCCUUUCUAGCGUCUUACUACGAUAAACACCCCUUUACUCCUCUUUCUCACGAUGUCUCUAGACUUACUACUGAGCUACGUUCUAUGGCCAGUGAUUUGCUCGCUCAACAUCCUCCUACCCAAGGAGAAAUCAGAUUAAUAAAUGAAGCUGACAGCCAGCCUCCGCAUAAGAUUGAUGAAAACAUGUGGAAGAAUCGAGAGUAUAUUGAAGAAACAAUUUUUUUACUUGAAGGAUUUAAUUGGCCAGAGGCGCUGAAACAGCAGUCCACACCCGAGAAUGUUGCAUUUUCCAUUAUGCUUGGGAAGCUGAAAGAUAAACUUCGGCAUACAUUGAGGAGUUUGGAAUCUUUCCAAAUAAAAAAUGCUGAACAUGUCUUUAACACAGUUAUGACAUAUCUGCCUCAAGAUUUUCGAGGAACUCUCCUCAGACAACAACGGGAACGCUCAGAGAGAAAUAAGCAAGCAGAGGUGGAUGCUUUGGUCAAUUCUGGUGGUAGCAUACAUGACCGAUAUGCUCUUUUGUGGAAACAACAAAUGGACAGGAGGAGGCAAUUAGCUCAGCUUGGAUCUGCAACAGGAGUCUAUAAAACUCUCGUGAAGUACCUAGUUGGAGUUCCUGAGGUAUUGCUUGAUUUUACAAGGCAGAUUAAUGAUGAUGACGGGCCCAUGGAGGAGCAGCGUCAUCGCUAUGGACCACCAUUAUACAGCCUUACCUCCAUGAUUCUAUCUAUCCGAUUCUUCCUUUCAUUAUCAUGGGCACGAUAUUGGGCUAAGACAUUACAAAGGGAGCAGUUAGCUGUUUUGGAACAAGCUGUUGAUGUCUACACCAUGGAGUUUGAGAGGUUCAUCACAUUUAUUAGUGCGGUCUUUGCAAAUUCUCCUUUCUUCAUUCCAGCAGAUGUUGCUGGUGCAAUGGAAGUAAGGAAAAAUGAUGACUACAAAGAGACAAGUGUUCCAGCUGGGAAAACUUAUGAGGUUAUACUCUCGGUGGACUCGGUAAACUCGUAUAUUGCAUGGGAUUUUUCUCUAGUACAAGGCAAGAUAAAUAUGGAUAUUGGAUUUAGUUUGGAGUUUUCAAGUCCUACUGGGGAGAAAACUCUGAUGUUGCCUUACCGCCGUUAUGAGUCUGACCAAGGGAACUUCUGCACAUUAAUGGCUGGAAGCUAUAAACUGAUAUGGGACAACACACAUUCAACUUUUUUUAGAAAGGUGCUACGGUAUAAGGUAGACUGUAUACCUCCUGUCACGGAGCCUGUGCAGUUCGACUGAUGCCAAGAUUGAGACGUGUUCCAAUUGAUUUGAUGCCAAGAAAGCCUGUUGGAUAGGCAUGAUACCGAUUGAUUUGCUAGUAAUUUUAAUCUUAUAUAAACAGAAGUUCCAAUUACUCAUGCCAAGAUUGAGACGUGUUCAAUUGAUUUGUGUGAAGAGACAGGUGUAAAUAUUAAAUGACUUAUAAUUCAAGUAAUGUAAUAAUUGAAUGUAGUAAUUAGCUAACUAACUUACCAAUCAGUUAGUUAGUUAGUUAGAUUGCAGUUAGAAUGUGUAAGAAUAUGUCAUGUUUAAAUAUGAUUGUCAAUCUAUGAAAUAUACAAGUCUUACCAUUUGUUCAA